This is a messenger RNA of Durusdinium trenchii, 551 nucleotides long. The record is from the annotation of a GenBank genome assembly. Lineage: Eukaryota; Dinophyceae; Suessiales; Symbiodiniaceae.
GUGCAGACGACGUGAGCAACUGCAGCGCGAUUUGCGACGGGGCAUGUGCUUUUCAAGGAAGUGAGCAGUGCUUUUUGGAGGACCUGACGGCCAUCCGAAAGUCGCUCCUCCUCCACUGGACGCCCUCAGCGCCCUUGGAGGGCCUUGCGGUGGAGAACUACGAGGCGAUGGCGGUGGUGCCACCGGAAGCCUUUGGGCAUCAGAGCUAUGAAGAACUUGGUGGUGUGGCAGUGCUCCUGGUGAACGACAACAACGACAACCCGCGUCAACUCGGCACGCAGUUCGUCCUCUUUCGCCUGGCCUUCGACACGCCGACCACGCCGGUCACGCCGGGGCAUCCGCGCUCCACGACGAGCGGAGCGGCACUGGUUGCGGUGGCCAGCGUUCUUGGCCUGGUCCUUCUGAGCCUUGCAUGUUGCUGCUACUUGCGCAGCCGAAGAUGCAGAAGCAGGCGGCACCAAGCCUUGCAAGAGGAGAUGGAUGAACGAGGCGGCGCUCGGCAAAUCGGCCGCGCUCAGCUGGGAGCCGCGGAGCCGCGGAGCGUGGUUUGA